Molecule: messenger RNA, 533 nt
Organism: Musa acuminata AAA Group (dessert banana)
Lineage: Eukaryota; Viridiplantae; Streptophyta; Magnoliopsida; Zingiberales; Musaceae
Exons: 3
Coding region: 15-392 (125 amino acids)
Biological process (GO): positive regulation of stomatal complex development
Source: RefSeq, a predicted model, not a curated record
GCAGCAGCAGCUCUAUGGCCUCCCGAAACCCCACCUGCAGCACCUUCAUCCUCUUCUUCUUCGUCUCCACCACUCUCGUCUGCGCUCUUCGCCGACCAGGUCUCGGAGGACAAGUCGCCCGCUCGAGUGUCCUUCCACUGAAGGAGGAGGCAGAGCAACGUCGAUGCAAAACCUGUGUUGCAGGUCUCGGAGGACAAGUCGCCCGCUCGAAUGUCCUUCCACUGAAGGAGGAGGAGGGUGACAGGCGGGUGAUGAUCGGGUCCAGGGCUCCCAUUUGCACGUACAACGAGUGCAGAGGCUGUCGAUUCAAGUGCAGCGCCGAGCAAGUUCCUGUUGACGCCGGCGACCCCAUGAACAGCGCCUACCGCUACAGAUGCGUGUGUCAUAGGUGAUGGAUGGUGGAACUCAAUGAGAAUGAGAGUGUUCUUGUCCCUGGUCUUCUUCCCGUGCCUGUACUCGAUCCUAGUGAAGUGAUCCUAUAUUACCUGUCACAAUCCUCUCCACCUCUCUGUGUGAUCUCUUCUUCUUCUGCU